AUGGGAGUUGCAAGCUCUCCAAAGGAACUAGAAGAGGUCGUGGAGGCUCGCAAGAAUUUCUCAGACAAUAUGUCAAAUUACAAAGCCAGUGCGGAUCUCCUUUGGCGUAUGCAGUUUCUAAGGGAGAAGAAGUUUGAGCAGAAGAUUCCACGAGUUAGAAUAGAGGGUGCAGAGAAAAUAACGUAUGAAGAUGCGAGAACGGUAUUGAGAAGAGGAAUACUCUAUAUGGCUGCAUUUCAAUCAGAUGAUGGACAUUGGCCUGCUGAAAAUGCUGGUUGUAUAUUCUUCAACGCACCAUUUAGCAUCGGAAAGAGAUGCUGCGUUACUUGUACAACCAUCAGACCAGGAUGGUGGGUGGGGAAUAGCCACAGUUUUAUAUCCUGUACGGUUAUCAACUACAUCUGCCUAAGAAUGUUUGUAGAACCCGAUCAUGAUGGUCAACAAAGUGCUUGCGCAAGGGCUCGUAAAUGGAUCCUUGACCACGGUGGUGCUACUUAUACGUCAUUGUUUGGAAAGACUUGGCUUUCGGUUCUUGGUGUGUACGAAUGGUCUGGCUGCAAACCGAUACCACCAGAGUUCUGGAUCCUUCCUUCUUGGUUUCCUAUUAGUGGGGCUACAUCAACAUCUCUCAUUCUACAGCUUCGUGAAGAGCUUUAUCCUCAGCCUUAUACAAAUAUUGUUUGGAGACAAGCUCGCAAUCAAUGCGCAAAGCCUUUCAACAAGCUCAUAAGAGAAAAGGCUAUCCGAACUGCAAUGGAACUCAUUCACUACCAUGGCGAAGCAACCCAAUACAUUACUGGUGGAGCUGUGCCAAAGGUGUUUUAUAUGCUUGCUUCUUGGGUUGAAGAUCAAGAGAGUGAUUAUUUCAAAAAACAUCUCGGUCGAGUCCCUGGUGUUGAUGUAUUAUUGACUGGCUUGAGAACCUGCUGGAGCAAGACAUGUUUCAAUGGUUGUGACAUAUGA
Molecule: messenger RNA, 963 nt
Organism: Thlaspi arvense
Lineage: Eukaryota; Viridiplantae; Streptophyta; Magnoliopsida; Brassicales; Brassicaceae
Source: the annotation of a GenBank genome assembly